Beta vulgaris subsp. vulgaris (sugar beet) is the source of this 453-nucleotide messenger RNA. RefSeq names its product secreted RxLR effector protein 78-like. The transcript has a single exon. Lineage: Eukaryota; Viridiplantae; Streptophyta; Magnoliopsida; Caryophyllales; Amaranthaceae. Bases 1 to 453 code for a protein of 150 amino acids. The record is from RefSeq and is a predicted model, not a curated record.
AUGGCAAAAGUCCUGGCCAACAAACUAAAAAAAAUUCUCCCGUGUAGUAUCCAUGAGUCCCAAAGUGGUUUUGUUCCUGGGCGUCUGAUUACUGAUAACACUUUGGUUGCUUAUGAAUGUUUUCAUUAUCUGAGAAAAAAGGAAAAAGGUGUGAAGGGAAAUCUCGCUCUCAAAUUGGAUAUGAGUAAAGCCUAUGAUAGGGUGGAAUGGUCCUUUUUGCGCAGUAUAAUGGAGAAAAUGGGAUUUCCGGAAUUAUUUGUGAAUUCUAUUAUGCAGUGUGUUACAUCAUCUUCUUUCUCAAUUCUUGUGAAUGGGCAGCCUAGUGAUGGGUUCACUUCAAGCCAGGGGCUCAGACAAGGGGAUCCUCUAUUCCCCUUUCUGUUUAUUCUAUGUGCAGAAGGGUUGUCUGCUCUUCACAGAGAAGCUGAAAAAAAAAAUCCAUACAUGACGUGA